Messenger RNA from Lepus europaeus (European hare), 1666 nucleotides. It is a transcript of the gene RBM42, whose product is annotated as RNA binding motif protein 42. The transcript has 10 exons. Lineage: Eukaryota; Metazoa; Chordata; Mammalia; Lagomorpha; Leporidae. Gene Ontology annotation, molecular function: mRNA binding. Bases 122 to 1540 code for a protein of 472 amino acids. The record is from RefSeq and is a predicted model, not a curated record.
UCGCUUUCGCCUGUAGGUCAUCCUCGGGCGCCCACCCCGACGAAGGCAGAGAGUACACAGCUGACUAGGCGGCGGCUUCUAAACCGGGACGGCAGUAGCGGCGACAGCGACGGCAGCAGCAAUGGCCGGGGCGGGGCCAGCCCCGGGACUCCCUGGGGCAGGAGGACCCGUCGUCCCGGGCCCUGGCGCCGGCAUCCCGGGCAAGAGCGGCGAGGAGCGCUUGAAGGAAAUGGAGGCGGAGAUGGCCCUGUUUGAGCAGGAAGUUCUGGGGGCUCCGGUGACCGGAAUCCCUACCGCUGUACCUGCAGUGCCCACGGUCCCCACGGUGGAGGCGAUGCAGGUCCCAACAGCUCCUGUGAUCCGCCCGAUCAUCGCGACCAACACGUACCAGCAGGUCCAACAGACUCUGGAGGCCCGGGCCGCCGCUGCAGCCACGGUCAUUCCCCCCAUGGUGGGGGGUCCCCCUUUUGUGGGCCCAGUUGGCUUUGGCCCUGGUGAUCGGAGUCACCUGGACAGUCCAGAGGCCCGAGAAGCCAUGUUCCUGCGGCGAGCAGCUGUGGCCCCUAUCCUGCGUCCAGCCUUCGUCCCCCAUGUGUUACAGAGAGCAGAUUCUGCUCUCUCUUCUGCAGCAGCUGCUCCCCGCCCCAUGGCCCUGCGGCCCCCUCACCAGGCCCUCGUGGGGCCCCCUCUGCCCGGGCCCCCUGGACCACCCAUGAUGCUGCCUCCAAUGGCCCGGGCCCCAGGGCCCCCCCUGGGCUCCAUGGCUGCUCUGAGGCCUCCCCUGGAAGAGCCAGCGGCGCCCCGAGAGCUGGGCCUCGGCCUGGGAUUGGGCCUGAAGGAGAAGGAAGAGGCGGUGGUGGCGGCAGCUGGGCUGGAGGAGGCUAGCGCAGCGGUGGCUGUGGGGGCAGGAGGCGCCCCAGCUGGCCCUGCCGUCAUUGGGCCCAGCCUUCCGCUGGCCCUGGCCAUGCCAUUGCCGGAGCCGGAGCCUCUGCCCCUGCCUCUGGAGGUAGUACGUGGCCUGUUGCCUCCUUUGCGCAUUCCAGAACUCCUGUCCCUGCGUCCGAGACCCCGGCCCCCUCGGCCUGAGCCACCUCCUGGCCUCAUGGCUCUCGAGGUCCCAGAGCCCCUGGGUGAAGACAAGAAGAAAGGGAAGCCAGAAAAGCUGAAACGCUGCAUUCGCACAGCCGCCGGGAGCAGCUGGGAAGACCCCAGCCUGCUGGAGUGGGAUGCAGAUGACUUCCGGAUCUUCUGUGGGGAUCUGGGCAAUGAGGUAAAUGAUGACAUCCUGGCACGCGCCUUCAGCCGCUUCCCGUCCUUCCUUAAGGCUAAGGUGAUCCGUGAUAAGCGCACAGGCAAGACCAAGGGCUACGGCUUUGUCAGCUUCAAGGACCCCAGCGACUACGUGCGCGCCAUGCGUGAGAUGAAUGGGAAGUACGUGGGCUCGCGCCCCAUCAAGCUUCGCAAGAGCAUGUGGAAGGACCGGAACCUGGACGUGGUCCGUAAGAAGCAGAAGGAAAAGAAGAAACUGGGCCUGAGAUAGGGUCUGUGGCUGGGCACCCGCUCCCGCCUGCUGGGCCCUGGCUUCUCCCACAAUUCUCUUUGGAAAACCCCCAACUGUCCACCUACUCACCCCAAAGCAGUUUCAAUAAAUUUAUGUUCCUUUCCA